This is a messenger RNA of Amorphotheca resinae ATCC 22711, 1920 nucleotides long. RefSeq lists its product as hypothetical. Gene Ontology annotation, biological process: box C/D snoRNP assembly. The coding region runs from base 1 to 1920 and encodes 639 amino acids. Gene Ontology annotation, molecular function: RNA binding; metal ion binding. Gene Ontology annotation, cellular component: nucleus. The transcript has 2 exons. NCBI's taxonomy places the organism in Eukaryota, Fungi, Ascomycota, Leotiomycetes, Helotiales, Amorphothecaceae. The record is from RefSeq and is a predicted model, not a curated record.
AUGGCAGGCAAUCAACAGUACCAGUUCCCACCACCUCCUCCGCCUCCUCCUGCCGGUCCUCCUCCAUCGAACUACCCCCAGAACGCGCCGUACGGAUAUGCGCAGCAACCUCAUCAGGGCCCGCCUCGCGGUGGUGGCGCUCCUCGAGGAGGGAGAGGCGGCAAUCAGGGUGGACGCGGUGACUUCCAUUCAUCAUCUCCUUACCCACACACAAAUGGUUACAAUGGCCCGCAGGGACCACAGCAAGGACCUCAAGGCCAGGGACCUCCAGCUGGCUACAACCCCCAGAAUCCUGGUCCCUACAUAGGCCCUCAAGCUCCAGGGCCACAGGGCGGUUAUCCCGGUCCGCAAUGGCAGAAUGAACACCAUCAGCAGCAUGGCGCACCGCAUAAUGGGCCUCAACAUGGUCCAAUGCAGCACCCUCCUCAACCAGCCCCGUUGUCUGCGCAGAACUACCAUCCAAACUAUGCUCCUCAAGCAUAUCAGCAACCGCAAUACGGUCCGCAACAGCCUCCCCAACCCUUUCCGCAGCAUCCACCUUCCUAUGGCCACAGUGUGCCACCUCAACAGCCACCUCAUGGCGGCCCACCACAGCAAUGGUCAGGACCACCUCAGCAUGGCCCGCCACAGUUCGGCGGCCGAGGCCGUGGACGUGGUGGAUUCAAUGGUGGCCGUGGCGGCCAUGAAGCCCCUCUUAUGGGCCCUCCAAUUCGUAUGGGUUUUGACAAUAAUGAGCGAGACCACAUGGCUCAAGCGGGCAAUGGCUUCCCUCCACAAUAUGCAAAUCAUCAGACUCCCCCAGCUCCAUUCUCCCAGCCUGCGUAUCAAGGUUAUCCGCCACAAAGUUUUCCUCAACGUCCGCCACUUGACCCCAAUCCCUACAACUCUGGCUCCCCUCAUCGGGCUAGAGGAAAUAUGAAUUUUAGAGGCAGAGGGCGUGGUGAUUUUCAAUUUCGCGGUCGCGAUAAUCGUCACCAUAGUGGCGGUCCUAGGAAUGCUUCUGAAACUUAUCACAAGCCUGCAGGUGCAGACGCUGGUGGCAAGAAGAAGAAGAAGCGCCGGACAAACACCCUCGGCCUUACACCAAAUGGUGCUGAUCACGAAGAUAGUGACGAAGAAGCUGAUGAUGUUGAUGAAGAAGCUCGUCUUGUUACUUUGCUCGGCCCUGAUACCCCAAUGAUGCCAACUGAUAUUGACGCAUGGCUGGCGGAGCGAAAGGCCCGAUAUCCUACGAAAGCUCGUAGAGAAGCUGCUGAGGAGGAGGCCCGCAAGAAGCGUGAGCAGGCUCAGGAAGCCAAAAACAAGAACCAGCACGAAAAGUCGUCCAAGAAGGAAGACGGCGAGACGAAGCUGGAGAGACAACAGAGAAAGGCUGAGAAGCUCAGAGCCGAACUUGAAAAGGCCGAGCGUAAGAUUCAAGAUUCUAUGUCAGGUUCAAAGCGCAAGCGUGAGAACGGCGAUGAGGGCGAUGACGACCGUGGUCAAGUGAGCGAUGAUGAUUCCGGAGAUUCAUCCAACUCAGACUCCGAAAGCUCCAAGCCCGAGACAAUGUCAUCUCGCAAUGCGGGUCCCACGCGCGUUCCUCAACCACCCAAAGCUCAACUUCAGCGUCACUGCAAGUACUUUUCGACUGGUGGUACAUGUGGCAAGAAGGGCAAGUGUCGCUUCGUGCAUGACCAGGAGGUUCGCAAUCAAGCCUUGAGGGACAAGGAGGCAAAUGGUGGCAAGAUGACACUCGCUCAGCGCCUCAUUCUCAACGACACCGCCAAGGAUGAUCUCACCAUUUUGAAAUCCAUCAAGUACCUCAAGGAGAAGGGAUUGAUGUCAGAUCAACUCUCUGCCAGUGCAACGAAGUCUGAAGACAGCUUGCCGGCUGAGUCCAAGUCCGAAGAGAACGCCUACCCACAGAUGGAUUAUUGA